This is a messenger RNA of Stegostoma tigrinum, 3974 nucleotides long. It is a transcript of the gene meox2a, whose product is annotated as mesenchyme homeobox 2a. Bases 228 to 1118 code for a protein of 296 amino acids. Lineage: Eukaryota; Metazoa; Chordata; Chondrichthyes; Orectolobiformes; Stegostomatidae. Gene Ontology annotation, cellular component: nucleus. The record is from RefSeq and is a predicted model, not a curated record. Gene Ontology annotation, biological process: positive regulation of transcription by RNA polymerase II. Gene Ontology annotation, molecular function: RNA polymerase II cis-regulatory region sequence-specific DNA binding; DNA-binding transcription factor activity, RNA polymerase II-specific. The transcript is spliced from 3 exons.
UUGGCUCCACUUGUCACCCGAAAAUUAGCUCUGCUUGUGUGUGUCAGUGUGUGUGUGUGUGUGUGUGUUUGUGUGUGUGCCUGUUUAUUCAAAGGGCUCCCGGCUGUUAAACAGCGAUUGAUCCAGAUCUCUUUUAAAGAACCCUGCUUUCCUGGAAGCUGUUUACUUUGAAAUCGAAGGUGCUUUGGAUAUAAUUCCAGCCGCUUGGAAUCUGAAACCCCGCUCCCAUGGAUCAUACAAUAUUUAGCUGCCUGCGCGGCUCACAUGCUCCAGCGCAGAGCCUGCACCACUUCUCUCAGUCUCCACUAGCUCUCCAUGGAAGAUCAGACCAUGUGGCUUUUCCAGACCUGUCUUCUUCUUCUUGUAUCAUAACGGGAUUUCCUAAUGAAGAAAGCAUGUUUACAGCUCAGCGUCAUCAUCAUCACCUACAUCAUCACCACCGAGGUCAUCCCCAGCAGCAACCCCAGGCACCGGGCGCUGGCCAGGCAACAUGGCACAUCCCUCAGAUCUCCUCACCCCCUCCCCUGGCGCGGAACACACUCUGUCUCCAGUCGGAAUCCGGGGGCCCGGAACUGGGCUCCAGCCUGGCGGACAGCAGUCCCAGCUUGAACCCCAAUAACCCGCUGUCCUGUGUGUCGGGGGAUUACGGGAGGCCGGCGGUCACUCCAGUGGAGACAGAGAAAAGGAAUUCCAAAAGGAAAAGUGACGGCUCAGGUUUAGAGACACAAGAAUGCAGUUACAAAGGAGAGAUGAACAGCAAACCCAGAAAGGAAAGAACAGCCUUCACUAAAGAACAAAUUCGGGAAUUGGAAGCUGAGUUUGCUCACCACAACUACCUGACCAGACUGAGAAGAUACGAAAUAGCGGUGAAUUUGGAUCUGACUGAAAGACAGGUCAAGGUGUGGUUCCAGAACCGGAGAAUGAAAUGGAAACGUGUUAAAGGAGGCCAACAAGGAGCUGUUGCAAGGGAGAAAGAACUAGUGAAUGUGAAGAAAGGGACAUUACUGCCCUCUGAGCUGUCUGGCAUCUCCACGUCAGGAGCUCAUCAUGCUGGAGACAUUCUCUCAAACGAUGAAAGCCAGGACAGUGAUCACAGCACUGAACUUGGCCAUUUGUGAUGUACAAAGAAAGGGAACGUCUCAACAGAUUCUCAGGAAAGAAAUGGCAUGAGGAGAAUGCAAACAACUUUGUCUUAAAGUCUUUGUGUGAAUGACUCCUUAUGGACAUGAUGCAAACAUCACAGCCUCUGAACAUUCCAUAUUUGAAAUGACAAAUUGGACAGUUUGCAAGUUUAUGCCUUAACUUCCACUGUAAAUAAAACAGGAAUUGAUGCAAAAAUACAAAAUAAAUAUUAACAGAAAUUCAACAGAGAAUAGCAGGGAAGAUUUCUUUUGUGUAAUUGAUGAAGCAAAAUAAUUAACAAAUUUAUAAAGAAUGACUAUUUAAUCUUUCCACAGAAGAAACCCUCAGCCAGAAAUAGGAAAUGUAGCAAUUCAGUAUGAUUGAAAUGUUAAAAUAGUGCUCUAAAAGAGACCAGUAGAGAAUGCAGUCACUUUCACCAGUCUUCUUACUCAUAGGUGCAUGUGUUUUAAAACCUGAUGAAGUUAGCAACUAUUCAGUCAGAUCAACAACAGCUUGAAAUUCCUAGGCUGCUACCCCAGUGAAUGAUGCCAAAGUUAUGCAGUUUAAAGUAAAGGCUGAAUAGUUGUCCAGUCAACAGUUUAUUUCAUGCAUUUCAGCGUUCCUAAUCAACAGUCCACUGAGUGUUGGAAAUCCCAAUAUUAUCUCCUAUGGGUAAAUGUAAAAUUCUAUCAGUGAAUACAAGUUACAUAAUUACUAUUAACAUAUGUUAAACAAGCAGUGCAGUAAAUAUUUCAACUAAUGUUCCUUUUUUCACUUUUCUUAUUCAAACAUCAAAUAGAAACUCCUAUUUUCAUUCUGUUUGGUCAAAUUGCUUUUCUUCAGUAAUUAAUCAUUCAAACAAAUGUGUUAAAUAUAAGGUGUAGUUGGAAUAUUGAUACCAUCCAAUCAAGAUCAUUAGUUUUACUGAGAUAACAAGGUGUGGAGCUGGAUGAAUGCAACAGGCCAAGCGGCAUCUUAGCAGCAGAAAAGCCUUCCUGCUGCUAAGAUGCUACUUGGCCUGCUGUGUUCAUCCAGCUCUAUACCUUGUUCUCUCAGAAUCUCCAGCAUCUGCAGUUCCUAUUAUCUCAUUAGUUUUACUGUUGAGUCAUCAGUCUUAGCCAGUACGAUAAAGACAGUUUCAUUCAAUGUUAUCAAAAUAUUCUACCAGCAUUCUCUAAUAUAUGAAGAGCUUUUCCAGUAACUCAACAAUGUAUAAUGUUGAUAAUGCAAUUUUAUGCACUGAUGUUUAACUUCUGUCAGAUUUAGAUGAUGUAAACAUGAUUAUCUAGUAGCAAUCUGGAAUUCCCUAUGGCCCUCCCAUGCUUGGAAUUGUUUAGGAGUCAUUUUCAAUACAAAGGAUAGAUGUAUAAACCAAAUCUCUCACAUUCUGUUAACAUGUGAUAAAUUAUUAAGUAAUAUGCACGUCUAACCAAACCAACUUCCAAUUGGCAUCUUCUCUAUGAUAUUGUAUAUGGUAUAAUGGAAUAAAAUGCAAGGUUGCCCCUUAAAAAUUGAGCAUAUAAUUCCUGACCUACCUGACCUGGAAGGAGAGAAGUAUGAGUUUGCUGAAUAAGGUUGAGUUAACAAAACUGUGGAUUUUCUGUGUAAUGCUUAAUGGCAGAGUGAACGAGAUGGCUGAAUUUUUUUUUCAUUCCUAUAACAUAUAUCAAGAAUAAAAAUAACAUGCAGAGGGGUUUACAAAUGAUGUCUGAUUCAAAGAUUAGGUUAGUUUUUUUCACCUCACUCCAGCCAGUAUGUUUUAUUAGUGUGUAUGAUAUUUUGUUGAAUUGUCAAAUUGACAAUUUGAAUGUGUUCCUGUUAUGGUUAUGCAUUCCUUCACAGGGUUACAGGCAAAUAACUUACAAUUUCUGAAUUUCAGGAAAAUUUCAUACACGGUAUAUGUUAUCAUAGCAUCUGUAGUGCCAACAUGCUUCAUACAUCAAUCAAUAUAUAUAAAUAGUUGUAAAUAAAGUUUUUAUAUAGGGCUUCAUUAAUUGCUUAGUAAAUAUGACUCUAAAUGCUUUGUGUCAAUGAUUAUGUCUUAACUCUCAAAGUCUAAUUCACCGUGUGUUCAGCAUUGUAGUAAUGCUGCACUUUAGCGUUCUAAAAUAUAACAUUUGUAAAUGACUGAAAUAUGUUUUCAUUUAUCUGGAUAUGCAAUCCCAGAUAAAGAUUUUGCCCCAACAGCCUACAGUAUUUAAAGUAACUGAUGAUGAAUGAGAAAACAAACACAUUAUUGCUAUUUCUGUUUUUACAUUCAAGGCUCUGGCGUAAAAAUUGGAAGAACGUAAUAAAUUGGAUUCACUUCAGCAAAAAAGUUUGAUAUUCUGAUAUAUAUGUGAUUGCAAUUACAUGACACAACAUGUUAGAGAAGAAAUGGAUGAAAGAGUUGUGGAAAUCUUUUUUCUGUUGUCCCUUUCAGGAUAUGAAACUUAAACCCUUUGGUAGUGUCUCUCAGGUAAUUCUGUUUAUAUCACAGUUCCUAAGUUAUGAGUAAAUGAUAAAUUUUCAAUGGGUUUUGAAAUAAUAUAUAAACAAAUCCUGCUGGUAUCAAAGCAAAUAAGUUCAAUUUGUUAUCUCCUAGGAAUGAUAAUUAUGCAAUUUUCUUAACACACUUGAAGAAAAUUGAAAUAUACUGCAUUGACAGUAAUCACCUGAGAAACAUAAUGGUUUCCUAUUGGUAGAAUUCAGUCAAACCUGUGGCAGCAUUUUGUUUAUGAUGCCUUUGCACAAUACUUGCACACAACAUUAAAAAAAAGUGUCUUAUUGUUUUGGUGUGUCUUGUGAAACAAAUAUUAUUCAUUGUAUUUGUUUCCUAUGUUUACUGAAAUAUUUUAAAAAUAAAUUUGAAA